GCAUUAAUUCCAGGAUAUGACUGCAAUAUCAAUCAAUUGCUACCUUUCCCAGUGGAAACGGAUACAGUGCGGUGUUAUACGUUUGAUAGGCAUUACAGAUAUUUGGUUCCAAACCAUUCGUUUUGCGAGGUCACAAAAAAUGAAACUGUUUUGCAAUACCACUGUGUCGAUGGCACUUGGAAACUUUCAAAAGGAACAGACUCUCAUCUUCGACCUAAACGAGCUGUUAUCGCAAUAAAAGCAGUCGUUGCAGCUGCAGUUCUAGUGGGAUUAGCAGUAGCAACAGUGAUUUAUUGUGCUGUAAAAUAUAAAACCAUGAAAUGUGAAGAACAAAAAAAACUUGAAGCACCAAAGUACACUGUUUGCCCUCCCCCUGAUAUACAGCCAGUGUAUAUAGCAAACAGAAAGGAAAAGACGGUACAUGUCAAAUGGACAGAUCCUUCUGCAACAGAUGAUCAAUCUGUUGUUUCAAAUGAACAGACACAUGGCUUAAAGAAAGGCGAUCCGUUUCCAGGAUUACCGAACAAAGGGCGAAAUCAUUCUAUUAUUUAUACAGCCAAAGACCAACAUGAACUAAAGGACAUGUGCAGUUUUUCAUUUCAUGUUAAAUACUUGACAUGUAGUGAGCCACCUACUCCCAUGAAUGGACGAAAGGUCUCGUGUCCAGAUGGUUAUAUAUACGGCGGAGAAUGCACGUUUGUAUGUUUUGAUGGAUACGUUAUUGUUGGUAGUAAUAAAACAACAUGCCAGCAGAACGAAACUUGGAAUAACUCACCAACAUGUAAAAAAGUAAAAUGCAACCCUCCAUUUUCUAUUACUAACGGAAUUGUUACGUGUGAUAAAACCAAUACUUUUGAAUUCAAUGAUGACUGUCUGAUCUCAUGUGGUGAUGGAUUUAAAUUGAACGGACCAUCAAAAAUGACAUGUAGGGCGAAUAAAACAUGGUCUGUGGACACCAACAUAGUCAGUUGUGUUGAUGAUGAACCUCCUGUCAUUUCUUGCCACACCUUUCAGACAUUCUACGCUGAUCGUGGUACAUUUAGCACCACUGUAAAAUGGAUUGUUCCAACAGCUACUGACAACAUUGAUUCAAAUCCAGUUAUAUUGCAAACAUCUGGUCCCACACAAGGAGACAUUUUGCCAGAAGGUAUUCAUUCGGUGACAUAUAAAACCACUGACAUUGCUGGUAAUUCCUUUGUAGCACUCUCUGAAUGCACAAUACAGUUAGAAGUUAAAGUAAUUCGAUGUUUCAUUGGCCCGACGGAUUCUUUAAGCAACUCUCGUUUCAUGAUGUACAAUUGCAGCGAUACGUCAUUUUAUUAUGGUGUUUCAUGUACACUUUACUGUGACCUUAAUCUGCCAUUGAAUGGCUCUAACCUAUUAACAUGUGAACGUGAUGGCGUGACUGAUAAAGGGAAAUGGAGAUGGGGACAAGAAUAUCCACAGUUUUGUGAAGUUGUUGAGUGUCCGCCAAUAGACCCGCCCUUAUACGGCAGUUUAACGACUGACUCUAUAAACGCUCGACCUCUUCACGUCAUGUCUUGUCAAAAAGGAUACGAUAUACCGUCUGUGGGAACGCAAUUUCGAGGGAGGCUAUCGUGUCAAGACAGUGGCAAUUGGUAUCCUUUAGACGCUUUUCCUGACUGCAUAGUUUCAUCAUUACCUUGGUUGAAUCUACCUGUAGAACUUUACUAUGACGGAGAUUGCAAUGACAAUAACACAAAAGCUCAGAUAAAAAGACAGGUUUUAGUCUACUUAUCCGGAGUAAAAGCUGAUGUCGAUAAUUCUAUUUGUCCCGACAACAACACGUGCAAAAUAGAUAACUUAAAUGUCUUUUGCGGUAAUACCUCGAGCAGAAAACGGAAAUCUGCAACUUCACACGUUAUCUUCAAACGUAAUGCGUACGGUUUAAUAAGAUUCAAUAUUAUGAAAAAAUGGCAUACAGGGGACAAGUCAAUACAAAAUCCCUACUCCGAUCUUGCUAAUGAUUUGAAUAGUAUAGCAGACAAAAUAGAGAAAGAUGCUCAUGGCGGAGUAAUUGUAAAUGCGAAGGGCUUUACAUUACGAAUUGGCGGCGUGCAUAGGGGUACCUCAGAUUUGUUUUGCGAUCUGGGGUAUAAAGUUGAUACAGGAAGUCUGUCAUGCAAACCUUGUCCACCAGGGUUUUACUUGGACUCUGAAUCGGGGAAUUGUGAGGCUUGUAAGAUAGGGGAAUAUAAUGCCCGUGAAGGGGCCAUCAAAUGCAAUCUUUGUGAAAACGGCUACAGUACUUUAGCAAAGGGUGCCAAAGACAUUCGUAAAUGUAUAAAAUUAUGCAGCCCCGGCUAUUUCUCCAGUACUACAAUGGAGGAAUGUUCAGCUUGUCCAUUUGGCACUUACCAAACGGAAAAGGGUCAAUCUAGAUGUCUCUCAUGUCCUGUUGGUACAACAACUAAUAAAACGAGCAGAACAUCCGCAGAUGAUUGUGUCUACUUUGAUGUGUUCGCAAAUGGUUUAGCUGAAAGGACUAUUAUUGGUUCUUUCACAGCAAAUCAGACACAAGUUUUGACAAUGUCUGUUUGGCUUAAGGCACAUAAUGAGAUACAUAAAAAUACGACAAUCGUCAUUGGUGAUUCCAACGGUGAUAUUAUAAAUCUUCGAGUAGCAAGUGAGAUCUCGAUACAAGUUGAAUCAGGCAACGUUGUUUUGACUAUGGGAAGGUUGUCAUACAAUUACUGGACACACAUUAUUUGUGAAAUUGAUAUAGUCUCUGGCACUUUUCGAUUAUAUGUCGCAGGGUCAUUGGAAGUUGACGAGGUGGGAAUUACAAUUGAACUGUCACGCACAGUGUCUGAUGGCCAGUGUUGCUUGAAUUUAAGUUGCUUGAAUUUCUAUGUUUUUAUUGCAAUGGAAUAUUGUAUCUUUAAAUUUAAAAUUUUUAUUUAUAUAACUUCAGGGUUGUACGUGUCAGGACUAGUCCUUUAUGGCCGUGCACUUACUGAAGAUGACAUUAAGUCAUUGUCACGGACAUGUACAAUUACACACAGCGACGAAGUUUUUUCAAUGUCAGGAAUUUUGCCAAAUGUCAGAAACGGCAUUGCUAUUAUAACAUCAACCGCAUGUGAACCGCUUAAUGCAUGUGCUAACAACCCUUGUGGGAACCACACUUGCGUGAACAUGGUGAACGAGUUCUCUUGCAUUUGUCACGGAGGAAUGACUGGUGCUAUUUGUGAUAUACCACCGGAUUACUGCAUUUACAACCAGUGUGUUCAAGGCGAUUGUCAGUCUGGCAGUGGAAAAUAUAGCUGUUCUUGUUAUAAAGGAUAUAGCGGAGUGUUUUGUGAUAUACCUCCAGUGAAUGGAGGUUGGUCUCAAUGGGGCGAAUGGAGCGGCUGUGGCGUCACUUGUGGCGGCGGUCUUAAUUCCAGAUCAAGGCAUUGUAGCAAUCCACCUCCUUCUCCUUAUGGCAAUGAUUGUAAAGGAAGUGACACAGAAUUGAUUACGUGUAAUGACCAAGCAUGUCAAACUUGUCCAGUGCUUAAAAGUAGAUAUGGUGCAGUAGUUAACUGCCACAAUGUGUCAGCUUUUUUGCAGACAUGUAACAUGACAUGUAUUCCUGGUCGAGCUUUAAGCAAUGGACAAACAAACUUUCUUGAAUAUACAUGUGGUGAUUCAACAGGGCAUAAAUGGCUUCCAACUGAAAAACUCCCAGAAUGUGUUGAGUUAAAUCGACCAAAUGUUUUGGGGACACUAGUAACUGUGGAGUACACACAGCCUAUUUCCGUGUCGGCGCAAAACGAUGUUACUGCGGCAGUUGAGAAUAAUUUAUCUGGAGUUAAUUGUAUUUCUAAUGAAGCAUGUACAGUAACAACAACAGUUUCUACUAGUUACCAAAGUCAUAAUAGAACACCGUCAACAACAUUAAAGGUGUAUUUGUCAGUUAAACUGUCAGAUACAGGCGAUUUAGAUGUGGCAGGUUAUCUUUCUAAUGGAACAGAGGCUUCUGCCAUGCAAGAGUUACUUCAUGCGCUUGGAUCAAUUAACGACGCCAUUGAAUAUAUGCAAAACGACACAGAAUCAAUAUUUCAAGUUUCUGUCAACGGUGUCGAUUAUACACUUGAAAACACUACAUUAGAUUUUGUAGGCACUGUUUCGUGUCCAAAUGGGUACGCAGGUGCGGAUGGCCUAUGUGCACAGUGUCCAGUGGGAACAUAUCUUGUUGACUUCGAGUGUAUAAAUUGCGAAAUUGGAUCGUAUCAACCUUUGACUGGACAGACUGAGUGCUUUUCUUGUCCAUCCGGGAAUACCACAGCCACAUUUGGAUCUUCGGAUAUAUCUGAAUGUUCUGUGAAAAUAUCAAAUGAAACGGAUUCUCAUCAUGAUGAUGACAGUGAUGACGACACAAAACAAGUCGACACGGACAAUUACACAACUGUUACUAUUAUUGUCGUCACCUGUGUAGUUGUUGUUUUAGUAGUACUUAUCGUGGGCAGCUCUUGUCUGAGGAAACACCUUAAAAGGAAACGGUGCAUGACCUAUGAAGUUUCAGGGAAGAUCUCAGACGUAGGUACAUGUAUGAUUCGCUCACUGUCUAGUCAAUCCAACGAUUGUUACGACACGCAUUCGGACGCUAUUCAGUGAAUGAAAGGAUUUUGACAGCCAUUAAUGACAACGUUAUCUAAAUUCUAUUGAUGCAUUUAGUUUUCGACGAAAGAACGAACACGUCCUUAUAAUAGUAUUGACUUACUAAAUUCAUUUAAAAUAUUUUGCAACAAGUAUAUAAUGUGUCUCAUUUUAACAGCGUUUUAUGUUCGAUUAUGGAAAGUUUGGAUUGGACAAAAUCAAAAAGAAAUCACAACAAUUUCUUUUCAAUAAUUUAAGAACAAAAUUCAAAAUAUAAUAUAGUUAAUAAUAUAGAUAAUUAUAUACAUGUAGAAGAUAACAGAUAUGAAAAUAGGCAUGAGUACAUCUGCUUGAUCAUAAUAAGUUUCAUUUAAAAAAUUGUUUUUGUUUUUGUUUACCAUUUAUUUAACAGGUUCAGUUAAGACAUUGGCUUUUUAAUUUGUUCACAAUUCAUAAGUACAGUUUCAGUAAACAGAUUGUUUUAAGAUGAUUUUUUUUGUUCAUAAUAACAGUUCACGUAGGUGAUUGUGUUUUAAUCUUGUUCAUAAUAACAGUUUCACUUAGUUGAUUGUUUUUUUUUUGUUCAUAAUAACAGUUUCACUUAGGUGAUUGUUUAUUUUCUUGUUCGUACUUACAGUUUCACGUAGGUAAUUGUGUUUUUUUCUUGUUCAUAAUAACAGUUUCACUAAGGUGAUUGUUUUUUUUCUUGUUCAACAUUCAUAAUAAUAGUUUCAGUUAAGUGAUUGUUUACUUGUUUUUCUUUUUCAAAAUGUUUUCUUGUGGCUUUUAUGUGUCAGCAUAAAUUAUAUUAAACUGUUGUACUAGGUGACGGAUGAAAAUAAAUUUUGGAAGUAACGUUGAUUUUAAAACAUUUGCCUGCUUAGAGCAAGUACGAUAAGUUGAUUUAAAGGGAUAGUAAUAAAUGAAAAUUGAUGCACAAUAAAUAACUAAAUUUGUAAAAUCCCACUGGAAAUAAUUUCAACUUCUAAUAUAGAUGUUGCUAGAUUAUGUUGGCAAUUUAUAUUUGCUUUUUAAUACAAAGAAAAUGUGGAAAUGAGCUGUGAACAUUUGAUACGCCCGGCUUAAUUAAAACAAGUAGAAGCUUCUGGAAUUGGAGCAUCUUUCUGUAUCUGUAUCUUGCACUAUCCUCCAAAAAUCUUAAAUGACUAAUACCCGUUUGGAGGACUCGCCCAUAUGGACAACCGUUGGCCAGUAUAAAUUAACUCAAAUACGCACACAGUCUGUGCAUUCCGUAUCACAGGUCGCGAUAUUGUCCUGUACAAUCACGUGAUACCGGAAAACAUCCAGGAUGAAAGAUUUUUUUUGUAGUAUAAUGAAAGAAGGUUUCUCUCGUUGGCGGAAAAGCAAAUUGUUUAUUUUCAGAUCAAGAAUGUUAAAAUAUGAACAUUUUGAUUUAAUUUCAUCUUUUUUAAACUAUAUAAUGUUUUAAGGAGAGAUUUGAAAAAUUAGUAGGGCGGUAGUUUUUCUAUUAUCUGAAGGCCUGCUUUUUAAUAUAAUCAGUAUAUAAUAUUUGUAGAUUUGAGCUUGUUUACCUCUUAAAUAGAAUAAGUAUACCAUUUCAGCGUGUUUACCUCUUUAAUGGAAUUAGAAUAUAUUACAUUUAAAUAUAAUGUUUCAGCUUGUUUACUUCUUUAUUGAAAUAAGAAAACAUUGCUUUUAGAUAUAUUUUUCAGCUUGUUUACUGUUUUAAUGGAAUUAGAAUAUACUAGUAUUAAUUUUAGAUAUUAUGUUUUAAGCUUGUUUACAUCUAUUCAACAAUAAGAAUAUAUUACUGUUCGAUAUACUUAGUAGUGUUUUAGCUUGUUUACAAUUUAUUGUAUAUAAAUAGAACUAUAAGUUGUAGAUUCCUUUAAAAAUUUCUUAUUAAAUAUGUCGAGCUUAAUGUAUAUUGUAUUGCUUUAUUAAAAUUCAGAUCAGAA
Ruditapes philippinarum (Manila clam) is the source of this 6542-nucleotide messenger RNA. RefSeq lists its product as uncharacterized. The record is from RefSeq and is a predicted model, not a curated record. Gene Ontology annotation, molecular function: calcium ion binding. Lineage: Eukaryota; Metazoa; Mollusca; Bivalvia; Venerida; Veneridae. The transcript is spliced from 23 exons. The annotation marks the transcript as partial.